Sinocyclocheilus anshuiensis is the source of this 789-nucleotide messenger RNA. RefSeq names its product serine/arginine repetitive matrix protein 5-like. The coding region runs from base 1 to 789 and encodes 262 amino acids. Gene Ontology annotation, cellular component: protein-containing complex. Lineage: Eukaryota; Metazoa; Chordata; Actinopteri; Cypriniformes; Cyprinidae. The record is from RefSeq and is a predicted model, not a curated record. The transcript has 4 exons.
AUGACCGACAAGCAGUUCUCCACCGUUUUGCACACUGCAGCAUUGGAGAUAUUAGUGUUCCGUGUUGAGCGUGUCUCUGGCGGACUGUGCUGUGCCUUCAUCUUAAAGCACGUACAGAAAGCGACAGUGCGCGAGAGAGACCGUGUCCGACAGAAAGCGACAGUGCGCGAGAGAGACCGUGUCCGACAGAAAGCGACAGUGCGCGAGAGAGACCGUGUCCGACAGAAAGCGACAGUGCGCGAGAGAGACCGUGUCCGACAGAAAGCGACAGUGCGCGAGAGAGACCGUGUCCGACAGAAAGCGACAGUGCGCGAGAGAGACCGUGUCCGACAGAAAGCGACAGUGCGCGAGAGAGACCGUGUCCGACAGAAAGCGACAGUGCGCGAGAGAGACCGUGUCCGACAGAAAGCGACAGUGCGCGAGAGAGACCGUGUCCGACAGAAAGCGACAGUGCGCGAGAGAGACCGUGUCCGACAGAAAGCGACAGUGCGCGAGAGAGACCGUGUCCGACAGAAAGCGACAGUGCGCGAGAGAGACCGUGUCCGACAGAAAGCGACAGUGCGCGAGAGAGACCGUGUCCGACAGAAAGCGACAGUGCGCGAGAGAGACCGUGUCCGACAGAAAGCGACAGUGCGCGAGAGAGACCGUGUCCGACAGAAGGCGACAGUGCGCGAGAGAGACCGAGUGUGCGUGAAAGAGAGCGACCGAAACUGCGUGCAAAAGAGAGCGACAGUGUACAAGAGAGACUGUAAUGCAACACUAUUAUCCUGCAAUUUCAAAGAUGUUUAA